AAUCAAGAAAGCCGGAGAGGCAAAGGAACGUGGGUCAGGGUGGGCAGAAGCAGGAAAAGAAACCCCGGAGGCAUGAGAAAGCUGCCCCUGUCGAGGGGGGCGAGUCCGGCUUGGGCCGUGGCCCCGCCCACUGAGGGGUGUGGCCUCUGAGCAGGAGGGUCUGGAGGGGAGGGGGAAGAGGUGCGGGGGAGCGAGCAAGUAGUUUGUCCUCAGCUGCAGAAAGGUAAGCACAGCCGGAUUCCCCCGGGCGCUCCCGAAGAUCCCCCUUUCCUUUAAUCGCCAGGGACCCAGCUUUAUACAUAACUAUACCUAGGACUCUUUUCAUUUCAUGCUGUAUCUAGCUCUUCUUGCUCCCCUCGAUUCCCAAUGGGAACCGGACUACCUGCUUUACACACACACACACACACACACACACACACACACACACACACACACACACACACACAUUCCUGCGACAGUUACUUCUUCCUUCCUUCUCUUUCGCCCUCCCUAUCCUUGCACAGCCCUCGCCCAAUACCUCUGAGGAACAAAUCUUGUACCUCUGCUCCCACAGGCCUGCGAUCCCAAAUCUAAUAGGCUCUCCUUUCCCCCACCCUGUUCUUAGCAAGAUUCUUAAAGGAUCGCUACGUUCCUUCUUAUAUUCUAGUCUUUUCCGCGCUUCCCGGAAGGAUCCCAAGCCUGCUGUCCAGAGUCUCUUGCAGAGUAAGCGAGGCCUGCACUCCGCCUUCUCUUCGCCUAGGUUCCCUCUCGCUAUUGCUAAGGGAAAAAAAUCGGGACCCCUGUUCCUUCCUACUUAGAUACAGAAGAUUUCUAUGCAGUCUUCCUUUCAAGCUUCUCUAAAAUGCACCCAUCCGCCCUGCCACCUCUUAAAUGUUGCAGUCGGAAAGCUCCCGGCAGACCUCCCAUCUUACCCUUUCCCCUCCUUCAGCUGUUGCUGUUACUCAAGACUAAAUGCAAGCCUUCGAAAAGAUCAAGGGGUGGUGGUGGUGGAGAGGAGGCAGAAACUUGGACUCCUGGGUUCCUUAGAAGCAAAACGGGGGUGGGUUGGGGGGGCAAACACAGAGACAAAAACUUGGUUUAUAAUGGUUUAGAGAAGGUGGGCUGGGAGCCAGGACUCCCAAGUAGUCUGAGGUGGAAAAAAGGAGGGUUGAAAAGGAUUCCUGCAUUUAAGGGGCUUGGACUAGAUUGCCCCAACUCUACAAUUCUAGGAUCUGAGGAGGAAGGGGUUUUAUUUAAGUACAUUGAGAGAACUGGAUGCUUAGAAUUCUCACCAGUUACGGAGACCCUUCCAGGCAUGAUAGAAUAGUAGAACAAUAGAUACAAUAAUAGAUAAUAGAACAUGACCUUCUUUUUCUGAUUCCUCCAGGCUAGACCUAGACCUCCCCCGAAACCCCUUGUCCUCACUUUCAACCCCUGGGGCAUCAUGCCACUCGCCCGCAGCCUCUCAGUGACCUCCCUGACAGGAUUGGAGGACUGGGAUGAUGAACUCGACCUAGAAAAUGCCAUCCUUUUUGAGGUGGCCUGGGAAGUGGCCAAUAAAGGUAAGAUGUAAUGUCUUUUCAGGCUUCUUCUUUUUUUAAGGAAAAUGGUGGUGUUUGAUGGGCUCGAGCAGGUUGGCAAGUGGAAACCGGAAUGCCUGAGGUUCUUUUCUUUGGUGGGGGUGUUGCAGAAUUGGGACCAGUGGGUGAGCAUAAGGGGGGACUGGGAACACGCCUUGCUGAGAUAUUUGUAAGCAAAGUAAUGUUGAGUCCUGAAAGCCAAUAGCCUCCACCAGUUGGACUACAACUCUCAUCACCCCUAGCCAGCAGGACCAGUGGUCAGGGAUUAUGGGAACUGUAGUCCAAAAACAGCUGGAGACCCAAGUUUGGGGAACCCUGGCCUAGACGUUAAAGCAGGAGUGGAAGGCUUGCAGUCCUCUAGAUGUUGUUGGACUACAUUUCCCACCAUCCCUGGCAAUUAGCCACGCUGGCCAGGGAUGAUGGGAGUUGCAGUCCAGGAAUAUCAUUCUAGAGGGCCAUUGGUUCCCCAUCCCUGCUGGAAAGGGUAAAGGUAUCCUUCCCACAGCCUGAUGUCCUCUAGAUGUUGUCGGACCUGAGCUCCCAUCACCCCUGACCAUUUACUUUGUUGAUGGGAGCUGGUGUCCAAAACAUCUGGAGGGCACUUGUUUGGGGAACAGUGGUGUCGGAGGAAAGGAAGCUGAAAGUCAGGGAUCCUCUUUUCUCUGGGGUUCCCCUUCCUCCUAUAAUGGACCUCUGUGUUUCUUCCUUGCAAUCAACAGGUCUGGGAAGUAGCUUAGGCCUUAUUCCUCCUAUGACUGUGCAUGGCUCCUCCUAGCUAUAAAGCCUCCCCUUUUAUGUUAAUGCAAUAUGGGUUGAUGGGCGGCUGUAGUGCCCCGUUAUUCUGAGUGCUCCCAGUGCAGUCAGCUGUCAGAAUGUAGAAUGAUCACCCAGUGUGCCCUCUGGUUGAAUCAGUUGCCAUGUGUCUUGCUUCAGAAGUCCUGGUGCUCUUUUGGCAGGCUAUAAAGUGAUUAACAUGGGGUGCAAUGAUGUUGAAGGGAUGCAGCUGUGGUGCUGCUUGGACAAGGGGCAGUGGGCUUCGAUGGCGACUCCUUUCGAUCCUGGACACUUGCCAGCGCUGUCACUAUCCCGGAGGACCUGUUCCCAUGUGCGCUGUUAAGGACACGACCCUUUGGGAGGUUAAAGUUCUCCUGGCUUCUUCCCCAGAGUUUGAGCACGUGCCUUGCAUGCCCCAGCUAUAUUACCAACACAGAAAGGUUACACUCAACCUCCCCAUGUUCAUGCACGCACGCACACACACAGGUUACACUCAACAUACACACACACACAACCCCACACACCGUUCUGUUGCAUAAGGAACCUCUUGAAAUGUCACAUAGUCCUUGAAGUUGCUGCGUCCUUGUAUAAAUAGGCAACUGUUUAGAAGCAGGAGGGUGGCUGCUUCUGAAUGUCAGGUCAGAACCUUCCCUAUCCAGUGUCAUGAUUCAGCCACCUCACCUGGAAUCAUGCUGCCUAGGAACAAAAACCUGACUUCGGUUUUGAAGCAAAAUCAAGCUACUAGUCCUCACGGGAUUAUAAACAUGUAAAGCAACAUCUGCUCAAAGCAUGGUAACUAUUAAGAGCCUGUUGCAACUUCUGUUUGUUGGGGAAUUGAACUUCUGCAUCAUGUACUUCCUUUCUCCGCCUGCCCCAGUCACAUUAACCUAGUCUAUUCUCUCUUUCCUGUGUGCCUUUGGUUUUAAUGGUUACAUAUCAGGAAACGGCAGUAAUGUUUCUUUAAUAUGUGAGUUGCUACUGAAGGUACACUAUUCGUUUCUUCCCUUUUGUAGUCCAAGUUCCUUUCCCAUUUUAAAAAAAACCUCAGCAUCCCAGGUCUUGUAUCUGAAGAUGGUAUAUUCAAGAAGGGGCUGUUUUAGAUGACUUUCUGGGAAACUUCCAUUGGAUAUAGAAUUUGGAGGCCUAUCUUCUGAUGGUGGGUGGGUUGCCAAGAAAAUGUUACAGUUGUGCUCUAGCAUCAGUCCCGGCUCCACAUUGUCUUUUGGACACCAUUCAAGAUGCUAGUUUUAACUUGCAAAGCUUGCUGUUUUUCUUAGGACAUUCAAUGGAAGAUGGUCUCCAUUGUGACUAUUAGAUCAAGCACGAGCCAUGUCACCAAUGCAGCAGAGCCAGACGACAAAGGCACGUGGUAGCUAAUGAUGGAUCCUGAGCAAUUCUGGAAUUUGUUUAGGACAGGCUUUUGACACACUGGGCUAAGCAGGCUGAAGCAGUUUUAAUGGCUUUUUAUCUACCGUUUUACAUAACUGCAUUUUGCCUUAACUGUUUUGUUGGUGUGUUGUUGUUUUUUAAACAGUUGCUUCCACCAAGAUCCUUGGGGAUCUGAGAGGAGGCAGGUCUUAGAAACUGAAAUCUGCCAAAGACUGCAGUCCUAUGCAUGUGUAACCUGAGCAUAAGUGGGACUUGCUUUCAGGCGUAGUGUUGCACUGUGAUUUUGUAAAACAUAGUUGGAAUUUGUAUCUGAAUGUAUCCUAUGAAAUUCUUUGUGUGCAUGUGUCUCUUCCUAUAUGCAUAAAAUGGUAAUGCUGUUGUCAUGUAGGCAGCCUUGACAACUCCUAUCUGGUGAAUAGCAGGCAGCCAAGCAAGCAAGUGUGGGGGUGAUAGGUGGAUGGGGUGGGGGGAGGGGAGGGGAGGCACCAUCAGAGGCACAAUGAAAUUUGCUAAAUCUCUGUGUGAAGGACCUCCCCCUCCCCAUUAAGCACACCUUCACAUAGCGGUUUAGCAAGCUGCUCUAUGGGGUGGGGUAGGAGGGGAGGGGGAAGCUGAGGGGCAGGAUAAGUGAGGGACUGGGGUGAGAUAUAAAGGGAGGGGGUUGUUGUUCUGGGUGUAGGGGAAUGGUAUUUGGCCAAAGGGAUUGGGAAGUGGAAUGAGCAGGGGUGGCAGACCCUAGUUAAUAUAUACAUAUUUAUGUCCUAGUACACUCUGAAAUACAGCAAUUGUACCGUAUAAGAUCGCAGCUUGGAGUUACUAGGAAGCAUGUGCCAGAAGAAUAUUGGAGCAAAUCAGCUCCUGAAAGUCUGGAAGGUGUAUCAAUAUUAAGUACUUCUUCCAUUAUCUCAAAGUAGGGCUUGCAUAUAUUUGUGGAGUGAUGAAUACAGAACACAGUGCCUUGGCGUCAUGGUCAUGGGGAUGAAUGAAACUGGGGUUGUUCAAGGCACAUAAGCAUCAGAGCUAUCAAUGUCUAGUAGCUGGGAUGGAGGCAAUGCUCUUUCUCUUCUAAAUACCAGUUUCUGGAACCCACAAGAGGGGAGAUUGUUUUUGUGAUCAGGCUCUGCUUGCAAGAUUCCCACAACCAACUGGUUGAGCCACUGAACAGAAUGCAGGACUCUUCUUAUGUUUAGGGCACCUCGGUUGUCCAGGUAGUGUACAGGAUGAAAUUGGUCAGCAUUGUCCUUCAGGGCCCUCAGUUUGCAGCCAUCCAGCUGAGGUCUUGCCUGAGGCCAAAUUGAGCAGCAGUGCACCCAUAAAUUCCAUGUGAGAUGCCUGCAUUUAUCCAGCCCCAAAAUGGCACCUGCUCCUUAUAGAAGUGAUGCCCCAGGCCCUUGUAUCCUGCAGUGCUGAUUUUCUGGCCAAGCCUUUUCACCUACAUUAUUCAUGUAGGUGGUUUUCCUCCCUUCUUUUCGAUUUACUAGCUUGGAAAGGGAUGCAGCGAGCCAAGAUGAGAUGCACAUUUGACAGAGGCAGCCAGGACCAUAGGUAGGCGAAGUGGCUUGCAAGUGAUGCCAGAGUUCGUGCUCUUUCCAGGAAGAGAACUGGCGCCUAACUGGUUAUAAGAGAACAAUUAGUGCCAGGAAUCUUGGAGCAAGUGUAUGGCCUCCUUAAUUUUCUCGGAUCUGCAGAGUCAGAGUGAAGUACUUUGGGGCAACUCCAAACUGAAAGACCUAAAGGUUUGAUCUGCGCAUCUCCUAGGCUGCUGGGGUGGAGCUUGCAUCAUUCCAGUUUUCCUUGGCAAAUCCCAGAACCCCAAAAGCCUUGGUGAGCAGACGCAAGGGUAUCUCAAAGCUUCCUUUUUGUAUGUGUUCUUCAGUUAUAAUGUUGAAAUGGGAACCCAUUCAGAAGAGGUGUGCAUCGUGUAGCUGCUUGUUCACCACCCCUGAAUGAAUUCUGCCUCAGACAUUGCUAUGGAAGUGUAGCACUACCCUACUGCAGGAAUGGGGAACCUGUGCCCUUGAGAUGCUGUUGGACUCCUGUUCCCAUCAGCCCCAGCCAGCACGGCCACAGAUUGGGGAUUAUGGAAGAUGUAGUCCAGCAACAUCUGAAUAGCCAUAGGAUUCCCAUCCCUACCCUAAUAUCUGUACCUAAACCUAAGUAGAUGUAACUGAAACAGUUGUGUAGUCCUAACCUACUUACUUCUGCUUAUGGCACUGUUUAAGUAAGUGCAUCUCUAUGGCAUCCACGAAUUCAUGUUCCUCACCAUGAUUUAUCCUUUCUCAAUGAUGACUUGGAGCCAAACGUGAGCUGCCCCUACUGAGAACCAUUCUGCUCGACCUGCAGUUCACAUGUGGAAAUUGUUGUGCUGUGCCACAGACAUCCAUUGGGAGCAUGCAUGAGCCAACCUCCCCUUAAUGUUUCUGACUUAAUGUUGGAAUGCUUCCAUUUCUGAUUAAGGAUCUAGCGAAAGUAGGCUGUUGCAUUGCACAAGGGCUUUUCCUAUCGAAGGGAAAUAGUGUUAGUAGGUUACUGUAAAGCACUGAAAUAGGUUCACUGAGGAACAUCCAAGCAGUACAACCACAGGAGUACAGGAAGAAUUCUGCUGGAUCAGAUCUAAAGACCUGCCUGGUCCAGCAUCCUAGUUCCUGCAGUAGCCAGGCAGGUGUUUCUGGGAAUCCUACGCAAGAGCCUGAAAAAAUGCCCCUCCCUUCUUGUUGUCCUCCAUUGUGGAAUGAAUGUUCAAACUGGAUAUACCCAUUGUGACUAAUUGCCACGAAUAGACCUAUCCUCCAUGAACUGCUUAGCCUGAUUAAGAAGCGAUACGAUAGCCAUUUUCAAAUAUUUGAAGUGCUGUUACAUAGAUGAUAGAGCAAAUCUGUUGCUUGGGUGGGUGCAACCGAAAAUCUAACAUUCGAAUUACAAGAAAGGGGAUUUCAAAUAAAAGCUGCUUCUGGAGAACUCUCCUUCACUAGGAGUUUUUAAAGCAGAGGUUGAAGCUAAGGAGGGAUGCUGAAGCAGUGGAUUUUCUGCAUUGGCAGGGGGUUAAACUAGGUGACCUUUGAGAUCCUACUCAACUCUGAAUCUAUGAACUUCUCUAUCCAUGUUUGAAAGCCACCAGCCAUCCCUAUAUCAUGUCUUAGCGAAUCCCGUAACUUUACAUCGUGUGAAGAAGUGCUUCCUUUCAGCCUCUCGUCAAUCUACCACUGAUAACUUUCACAUUCAGCAUCCUAUGGUCACAAGCCAACCCAAUGCCAAGACCCCUGAAAGUGGACGAAACUCCCUCUUUGUGCUUGACCGCAUUGAUGUCUGGGAGCAGGUGGGUACCAGCCUAUAGGGGGUCAACUAAUGCCACAUCUUCUCUCCCUUCAGUUGGUGGGAUCUACACGGUUAUCCAGACCAAAGCCAAGAUUACACUGGAUGAGUGGGGAGAGAAUUACUUCCUGAUUGGGCCUUACUUGGAGCUGAAUGUCCGCACACAGGUAGAGCUCAUAGAGCCGCCCAACCCUGCCAUCCGCCGCACCAUUGACUCCAUGAACGCAAAAGGAUGCAAGGUAAGAAACGGGGGGGGGGCCAAAUUGGGCUCCACAGAGGCCAAAUUCUUGCAGCAGCACCUCACCUUCCUUUGAGGCAGAGACUGCAGCUCGGUGGUAGAGCACAUGCUGUGCAUGCAGAUGGUGCCAGGUUAAUCUCUAAUUAAAAGAAUCAGGCAGCAGGUGUCAGGACAGACGUCUUCCUGAGGCCCUGAAGAGCUGGUCAGAGUAGCACAUAUUGGGCUAGAUGAACAAGAGGUUUGACCUGAUAUAAAGCAUCUUCCUUUCUUCCUAACAGAGGGAGUGUCAUGUGACUGUGACUGUCAUGUGACUUUCAGUACUGUGCCUUUUCAGACCACAGAUGGGAGCCGACAAGACAGAAUUGCUCCCCCACGGAAAAAAAUAACAUUCCUACAUAUAGGAAGCUGGCAUGCCUAGGAUACAUCCAAUUUAAUUUUGCAGGACUUAAAAAAAAUAAUAAUCCGAUGAAGCACUUGUGAAGUUCUUGUGAGCCCCUUUCUGCAGUCUGAAGUGGCACAGUCUAGAACCUGCUUUGCCACCAUUGUUUGUGGUUAACGUCUCUCUACAUGAGGUUCCCUGGUCUAAAAUAAGGGCCUUUUCAUUUCCUCUAAUCGCAUCCUUAUUCCUCUUUUUCUUUAUUUGGAGUGUAUUGCUUGUCGCACACACACCCCAUUCCAGUGGCAGAGUGGGCCAUUUCACACCCCUAAGUGCAAGACACUUAUUUUAAAAUACAGUGAUACCUAUAGUUGCGGACUUAAUCCAUUUCGGGGUGCUGUUUGCACCCCGAAGAGUCCACAACUAGAGCACCUCUUCCGCACAUGUGUGCAGCACGAUCAAGCACUUCUGCACAUGCGCAUGUGGCUGAAAGUUCGUAACAAGAGUGGAACUCAACUAGAGGUACCACUGUAAAUAAAAGCAGAACCCAUCAGGAUGCUGAAUUUUGCACCCAGUACUAAGCUCUUUAUUUUAUCUACACUUGGGCAGAAUUGUGGAAUCCAAGCAGUCCAAAUAGCUAUCAGUUGGGGUCUCGUUUGCCUCUCUGGGUCGUGCCUGAAUCUAACAUUAUAAUGCAGAAAUCUCUAGCACAAAUUUUAAGUGAUUUUAUCCUUAAAAUUACAGGUACAGUUUUUAUUGCACCAGGGGUCAACAGCUGGGGCAUAACACAGAGAAAGAUACUCUUUGUGUUCAUCCCCCAAACAUUGUGGAGCUGCUCUGCGCUUUCAUUGCACAUUCCUUGUGGCAGCUGCUGCUGGCAUUGACGGCUGUCCACAAAACUGGGAGGACCCCCAUAGUAAGCAGUGCAAUUUAUAGGGGAUUCAGGACAGACAAAAGAGAAGUCCUCCUUCAAUUAGCACGCGAUUAACCAGUGGAAUUAUCUGCUGCAAGAUGCGAUGGAAUAUCCUGGCUUGGAUAGUUUUAGGUAAAUCUAAGGAGGAGGAGAGACCACUAAGCCACAACAACUAAAUGAGACCUAUCUUUUUAGAGACCCAGAUCUUACAGGGCAGAAAGGUCUGUUGCCGCCUUGCAUGUGAGCUUACUUGAAGCAUCUGAAUGGUCACUCGCUGCUGAUAACGGGAUGCCUUGGUCUGAUCUGUUUACAUUACAACUCUUAGCUUUGGAGGUGCUGUCACAUAGACACCAUUCUUGGCAACUUCCAUACGGUGGAUGUAACAUGCCUGCUUCUGGGGAGGGCACUGCAGGUAUUUAAAAUGUUUUGUUAAGCCAAAGUCCAGAAGUGAAAGAGAAAUAAUUAAGCUGCUUUCAUCAAGGUUUGUGGGUUUCUUUUAGCCCACAGCUGGCAGUCCUGUUCACUACUGCCCACUCUUACCUAAGCUCCCACUUAAGAAGUGCCCAGCCUUUGCCUGCAGGAGUUGUCUACUAGCUGGGCAACUCCCUCUCCUUCUCCCCCUCUCCCCCUUGCCUGCUUUGAACUGUUUUGGUGGCAUGCAGGGCCCUUCCUCACUCUCUGGCGACUCUGAUCUUGGAUGCUGUCUCUCAGUCUACAGGAGACAGGCACAAGUCACUUUUCACAUCUUGAGGGUCCUUUAAGCAUACUGUGUCCAUAGGAUUUCUAAUUCUUGUAGCCUUGGGGCCGGGGCAGAAAGUGGCCUCCAGGCCGCCUCUUCAUUCGCACACCUUAUGAGCUUCGCACCCUCCUGGAAUGCAUCUCUGAGCUCUGAUAAUGCAUCUUGCUUCCCUGGAUGGAGGAGAGAGAGGGGUUUCUGAGUGUGUGUGGAAACUAGCCUAGUGUACAAAGCUGAAACUUGAUUGCUCCUCUCACUUUUGCUUCAGGCCCAGCCCACUGCUGGCAUGUGCCCGUCCCCCCUGAAGGAAAUGUGGCCCUUGGGCUGACCAAGAUUCUCUACCCCGUCAUAGGACUUGAUUUCUAGGCCUGUCCUUCUCCCCAUAGUUAUGCUACUUUAAAAAAAAUCUGGUAGGAUAGGAGCUUGAUCCUCAAACUGUCUACCUGACUGGUGACAUCACCACCCUCUUUUAGGUAUUUGUGAUUAACUGGAAAAUUGGAAUUCUAAAGCCGUCUCAUUUUUUUAAAAAGCAGGAACACUAAACUGUAGUCAUGGUGGCUGGGGAUGCUCUGAACUGUGGUUUGGCCAGACCUGGAAUGAAGUUUGUAUUUAUAUAUAUGACGCCUGUUUGACUGGCUUGCCCCAGCCAUUCUGGGCAGCUCCCAACAAAAUAUUAAAAGCACAAUACAACAUCAACCAUUAAAAACUGUCCUGAACAAGACUGCCUUCAGAUGUCUUCUAAAAGUCUAAAAGUAUAGUGGUACCUCGGUUUACAAACUUAAUCUGUUCCGGAAGUUGGUUCUUAAACCAAAUCCAUUUUUAAACCGAGGCCAGCUUUCCCUAAUGAGGCCUCCUGCCACUGGUAUCCUUAUGUUCAGUUUCCAUUUGUAGAUCGAGGUAAAGUUUGCAAAUGCUACUUCCGAUUUUGCGGAGUUCAUAAACCGAAUCAUUUGUAAACAGGACUGUUCUUAAACCGAUGUACCACUGUAGUUGUUUAUUUCCUUGACAUCUGAUGGAAGGGCGUUCCACCAGGUGGGUGCCAGUACCGAAAAGGCCCUCUGCUGGUUCCCUGUGCUUCAUGUCUUGCAGUGAGGGAACUGCCAGAAGGCCCUCAGAGCUGGAUCUCAAUGUCCAGGCUGGACGAUGGGAGUGGAGAUACUCCUUCAGGUAUACUGGGCUGAGACUGUUUAGGGCUUUAAAGGUCAGCACCAACACUUUGAAUUGUGCUCAGAAACUUACUGGGCCAAGAGAGAGUAAAGAUGUGGUCAGGGCAGAGUGUGUGGCAAAAUGAGGAGAGAAGUGAGUUGAGUUCUGGCUCUUUCAGGACUUUCAAGUUUCUAAGCUCCUAUCUGCUGAAAACCUUGCUGUGACAGAACAAUCAGUUUGAUCAGAACAAUCAGUGUUUAAUUCUUCCCCAUAAGAUCCUGUUCAGCACCAUCUGCUUUUCUCCCAACACAGCUGGGUUCAUGCAAAUGGUUUCAAAAAGUAUAAGAAAGCAACUAAUAGAAGUAAUUAUUAUUCUUUGUUGCUAACCACCCCAUCCCUGACCACGAAGGCAGCUGGGCAUUUCUGUCCAGGCAGUUAUUUUGGGCAACUCUGAGAAGAACAACACCAGGCAGGCGAGACCUUUCACAAAAUGGAGGUGGGGGGGCGUAAUAUGAACCGCAGGCUAAAAUUAGACAUGCACAUACACAACACACUCUGCCUCGUGAAGCCGGUUGAGAGCGACAAAUGACACUGAGGCCCACUGAGUUCAAGAAGAGGGAAGAUGCCGGGAUGGAGGGACAGAGGGAAGGGACUGGUGGGAAGAGCAAUCUGGGUUAAAAAUGGAAGCCUGAGCUCCUUGGCUUCUUCCACAAAGGAAGGCAAGAGCUUGGAGGCUGCUCACCAGAGUUGAGAGGCUGUAAGGCCUGUGUUGCAAAGCGGCUUGGCAGAACAGACAGGAGGUGUAUAAGUUCUUUCAAUAGAUAUAUAGUUUGGCCAUAGAAGAUGAUGGUUACUCAUGUGCAGAGGGCUGAUGGGAGUUGUAGUCCAAGACUGCCUCUUGUGCAAUUCUGUGAAGAAUUUGAUGGCCUAUGUCAGGGAACUGCCAUCGGAGCUAGAGGCGGAGGGAAGGCUCCAGAGGGAUGCUGGAGAGGGUCCCAGUAGGGAGAGAGGCAGCCCGUCCACUGGGGAAGGAAAUCAGCGUAACACCAGUAAAGAAGGGGGGCAGAUGGGGGAAUCGGAGAGGAGGCUCCAAGACUCCUCGCCGAAGACCAGCGGAGAGAGUACGGGUCCUCCGCUGCCCACACCCUCCCUGCGCAGAAGGCUUCCGCGCAGAGAGUCUAGGCGGAGACUAGGCGUCAAAGAACUUUUGUGCUGGAAGAAGUUUAAGAAACACCCACUGACGGAUUCUGCCAGUGACUGAGACAGUCACGAUGCUAGAGGCUGUUCAGUCAGAAAGGGUUUAACCAGGUAACCUAGCCAGGAGUGGCGGCAACUUACGCACGAGCAACACCUAAAUCCAUUACAGCCUAGUAUAGAGUUUGGGCCUCCAAGCAUUUUAACUUCCUCAUAAAAAUCUGAAGCAAGUUCCUAGGCCUCUUGACAAGGAAAGGAAAGGUUUUAACAUGUUACAGGCAUCAUCUGCUGAAGCUCAGAGAUAUAAGGUGGAGUUUUGAGUGCGAUCUGCCUGCCCAGUGCAAAUCAUUUUCUUUCUGCGUAAUUCUAAUUCCCUGCCCACUUCUCUCUUUCCUUCUCUCCUCAGCCCUUUUAAAAUAGGUUGUUCCAUCCCAAAAUCUGCGUGCACGCACAAAUAUUCAGGAUUUUGCUCCAAACAAUACUAUGCUUAGGCUCUAAAAAUCUAUUCAUUAGCCUGAAGCCCAGCGUUUUGAAUUGGAGCUUUUGAACUGGGAACAAAGCUGAAAUAUUUCAAGUUUGCAUGUUGAAAUUCAAAACCCAUGCUGCAAUGGUUGCAUGUUACUGAGGGGAACUUGACUAGAUAAUGGGGAGGAGUCGCAUUUUACUGUGUGCAAGUCCGCACCUACCUGCAAUCGGCUAACCUGCUGCACAUAUAACACCUAUCCAGGUUUAUUUUGGCCGCUGGCUGAUUGAGGGAGGUCCGUAUGUUAUCCUCAUUGAUAUCGGGGCAACUGCCUGGAGCUUGGACCGUUGGAAGACAGAGCUCUGGGAAAGCUGCUCCAUCGGGAUUCCCUGGUACGACCGAGAGGCCAACGACGCCGUGCUCUUUGGCUUCCUCACAGCCUGGUUUAUGGGGGAGGUAAGAAAAUGCGCUUCUUCCACAUCAUAUCGGCUCCCUCCCUUUCCCUUCUCCUCUUUUCUCUGGAGAUGGAGGACUUACUGCCCUGCCAGAUGUUGUUGGACUCCAACUCCCAUUAGCUGCAGCUCACACGGCCAGUGGCCAGGGAUGACGGGGAGAUAUGGUCCCAACAACAUCCUCAGUGCACACACAGGCCUUACUCUCUGUCCGUGCCUUUUUCUACAGUUUGCUGCACAAUGUGAGGAGAAGCCUUUCAUCAUCGGCCAUUUCCACGAAUGGUUGUCUGGAGUCGGUCUCUUCCUCUGCCGAAUCCGGAAGCUUCCGGUGGCUACCAUCUUCACCACGCACGCCACCUUGCUUGGCCGAUACCUGUGUGCGGGCAGCGUGGACUUCUACAACAACCUGCAGAAAGUGAGUCUUGUGGAGGCCAGGAGGGAAAGGCGAUUGAGGCAGGGAGCUGUGGGGUUCGGAGGGGGCGAUGCUGAAACCUCUGGUUUUCUUCUUCUGCAAACCCCAGGCUGUCAUCGUAAGGCUCCUGGUCUGCUCUUAAAUAGCCCAGGAUUCAAGAAUCUUCCCCCUUGAACCCCUACUAGGUUCCUGGUUUGCCCCAGAAAUUCCCUGGUUCUCCGCUUCCUUACUCAAAAGUCACACAAUCCAGCUCUCAUAAUCUCACUCUCUUCUCAGAGGUCCAUCAUCCCCAAGGCCUUUUCAGUGAGUGUCCUAGUCAGAAAAAAAAUGUGCAGUCAUCGCACAAAAUCCAGACACUGUUCCUCAAGGCAGGGUCUGAGGAGAUCACAUUUUCUCCACCAUUCAAAACAGCGAUGUUUUCACUGCCAGGAAAACAUGAUUCUGCACCGCAGCCUGCGAAUACUUCUCUUAUUGUGGGUGCUGCGUGGAAUUUGUUUUGCUUGAGUACUUUCUGCCCUCUUCCGUUCCUAAGGCGUCGCAAUGCCAGGUCCCGUGGUUUUGGUUCAGUUUUGCUAUAUCACCUUCCUCUUUAGUUUAAUGUGGACAAGGAGGCUGGGGACCGGCAGAUCUACCACCGAUACUGCAUGGAGAGGGCUGCUGUCCACUGCACCCACGUCUUCACCACCGUCUCCCAGAUCACAGCCGUGGAAGCUGAACACCUGUUAAAGCGGAAGCCUGGUGAGUGGCAUUAGGCAGGGGUCCUCAGUCUUCAGAACUUAUUAUUAUAUCGCCCUUCAUCCAAAGAUCUCAGGGCAGUUUACACAAUAAAAAUACAGGAUAUAAUUAAAUAGUUAAAACAAAGCAGGUGACAUGCAACCAAUAGGGCAACCCCUCAACCUUUUUUUUAAAGCUCAGUUAAAAAUUGAGAGGGGUUGGGGGUUUUUUGGCAGGCACUGGUGUGUGUGUGUGUGUGUGUGUGUGUGUGUGUGUGUGUGUGUGUGUCUGAGUCUGAGGAUGCCAUAGUAACCAAAGGGGGUUGUGUCAGCACUGAUUGGCUGCACCCUCUUCCUUUUCCAGAGCUGUAAAUCACCUUUUCAGAAAGUGCAGAUUUAAAAAUAAAAAUAAACAGCAUGGAACAAACCUGAAACAUUGUCUUGUUGCUGUGACUCUUGUUUUUUUGGUACAUUUGUGGGUAGCUUUCGAGUGUUUGUCAGGUUACUGAUGAUCUUUAGAGAAAAAAAAUAAAAUUCUGCUUCUACCUUUUCUCUGCUUUGCUCUGUUCUUCACCCCCAACAUAUCCAGAUAUCGUGACUCCCAACGGACUGAAUGUCAAGAAAUUCUCUGCCAUGCAUGAAUUCCAGAACCUCCAUGCCCAGAGCAAAGCUCGUAUCCAGGAGUUUGUCCGAGGACACUUCUAUGGGUGAGUCUUUGUGGGCCCACUGCAAGGCCUGGCUUGGCUUUGCUUUGCCUUCUCAGUGCCUUGUCAGUCAGUUCAGUUGCCCCAGGAAGGUGAGUUUCUCUGGAUAGGAAAAGGAAGGAGGUAGUGGCGAUCAAUCUAGGGAGAAUGCAGUUGGGUUGAAAUCAUAGCUGUCAAUGUUUCCCUUUUUUUAAGGGAAAUUCCCUUAUUCCGAAUAGGAUUCCUUGCAAGAAAAGGGAAAAGUUGACAGCUAUGGUUGAAAUAUCAAAGUUUUUAUGGGGGGGGGGAGCGGAGCCGGAAACUACCCUUUGCCUCAUUUAUCCUCAUACGGUCUUAAUCCUUGUUAUACAGUAGUUCACAUUCAGAGAGGCAGGAAGUGGAAUUAGAGGGCUCUUCCUUUUUAAAAAAAGGGGGGCAAGUGCUCUCUCAGAAGUUUCAUUGGUGGCCUAAAAAUAUACAUUUUUUUUAAGUAUACCCCGCAUUUCACCAUGUGUCUCUAAAUGGCAUACAAAAAAAAAAAAGAGUACAGUAUGCAAAAUUUUAAACAUAGAUGAAAACUUCAGAGAGCAGAACAACAUCCAUGGUGCAAAGGCUUCCUGGAAUAAGACAGUUUUAACCUGGUGCCUGAAACAUAGCAGAGGCAGUGCCUGCCUGAUUCCUAAUGGGGAGGAAAUUCCACAGAGCUGGGCCUGCUACAUUGAGAGAAACCUCCAUUGGUCCCGUCCCCCCCAAUCUUGCUUUGUUCUUACCUGCCUUCUCAGUUAUUACAUCCUUGGGCACUUUCGUCUUCUUCCUUCCUUGCUUUUCUCCUUCACCUCCUCCUCCCUUUUUUCUUUCUUCCUUUUCUAAAUUACGUUGUAAGCCUGAAGGUAGAGCUUCCAUUGAUAGUUUUGUGAUUUUGAUCAUUUGAAUGGUGUCUAGUUUCCUAAAAUAGUAGUGGUAGUAGUAGUAAUAAUAAUAAUAAAUAAAGGCAAUUUAAUGAAUAAUACACCUUGGCUGAGUUCCAAAGAGCUACUAAGGCUCAUGUAAAGGUCUUCUACUAGUUUUGUGUUUGCGUAUGUGUGUGUACUUUUCUCCCUUUCAGCAGCUGACCUGUGCCCCCAAACACACAUACACUUGGAAGUUUCUCUCAUUUUAAAAGCACUUCCCCCUGCUGGAGGGUGAGGAGUGGCUGUUGUUUACAGGAUGCAGGUACUAAGAAGGAAGUCCUAUUGAACCUACUGGGGCUUGCCUUUGUGUAAACCUGCCUAGGUUUUUCUCCCUCUCUUAAAAUGCCCAGGGCCAUCCAGUGAAACUGAUGAGUGGUGGACAAUAACAGAAAGCAUUUUUUCACGAAGUGCCUUCUUAUUCUCUAGGCACCUGGACUUCAACCUCGACAAGACCAUUUUCUUCUUCAUUGCCGGGCGCUAUGAAUAUUCCAACAAAGGGGCUGAUAUUUUCUUGGAAGCUUUGGCCCGACUCAACUACCUGCUGAGGGUAAGCAGAAAAACAGGGGCUGAGGUGGGCAAUCCAGUAGGACGAGGUGGAGGGGGAGGGAUGUGGCUUGUAGGAUUUGGGCCUAGCUAUUACAUUAGUAACUGCUAGCCUUCAGCAUCAUUGACAGCAAAUACAAACCAUUGUUUUGUUUCUAAAUUUCUACCCCACCCUUCAUUGCAAAGGACAGCAAACAUCGAAAAGUGAAAACGAUACAAUUUAAAACAAAAUAAAUACUUAAAGCAUAUAAAAACUACCAAAAACAUGAAAAACAAUAACAUGCCCUUACAGUUGCUAAUUUCCCAGUUGCCAGGAACAGUAUCUCUCAGCCUGUUUUUUUCAGUUUCUCCUGAAUGUUUUUGAAUUUCUCCUGAAAACCAGUAAUGAUCAAGACAGAUGCACCACACUAGAGAGAGCAUUCCAUAAGCAGGGAACCUCCACCUCUUAGAAGACCCAGUCACGGGUCAACGUUAACCAGGCAUCAGUCAGAGGCAGCAUUUCCACAAGUUAUGACCUCUGACAGGCCUGCCUUGAAUGGAACCAUGCACUUUGAGGGGAAACUAUGAUCCCAGAAUGGCGUGGGGUGUGUGUACAAACAGGGGGAACAAAAGAGGAGUGUGCACUUCUGUUGGUGUGCCUGCUUUUGAGAAUUCUGGGAAGAAAAGUCAACCUUCUGGAAUUCCUUUCCAUAUUCACAAUUGUUGUGGAGAUGGGAGGCAGGGCUUUUCCCCCAGCCGGAUCUUUAUGGAACUCUGUUCCAGCACCUCUCAGGGGGGCGCCAUUGCCAUUAAUAAGAGAACAAGAGAGGCGUUUGUGGUGAGUUCCAGCACCUCUUUUUCUAGGACAGGGGUCUGCAACCUUUAAGACAAAAAGAGCCACUUGGACCGAAGAAAAAAAACCUGGGAGCCGCAAAACCAUUGUGACAUUUAAAACAGUGGGGAGUGUCGGGGCACACAAUGCGCCUCCUCCCCUCGCUAGUAUCCGCCCCGGAGCCGCGGCAAAGGUGUAAAAGAGCCACAUGCGGCUCCGGAGCCGCGGGUUGCUGACCCCUGUUCUAGGAAAAUAGCACUGAUGGGAGGUAAUGACAUAUGUGAGAGAAGCAGGUGAUACAGCUUGCCCCCCGUGUGGAGAAAGCAGGAAGCUCAAGCCAUGGGUGACCUACCCUAUUCGCCUUCUCUCCUCACAGGUCAACGGCAGCCAGACCACAGUGGUGGCCUUCUUCAUCAUGCCAGCCCGGACCAACAACUUCAACGUUGAGACUCUCAAAGGCCAGGCGGUCCGCAAGCAGCUGUGGUGAGUUCCCUUCGCACAGGACACCCAGAGGCUCCCUGAGGGGAUCAAGAGCCACAGUACACGUAACAUCCCCUGCUUCAGAAGCCGCUAGGCCUCUCUCUCCCUUUCCAAGAGGCAGAAGAGCCAGUGUGGCGUAGUGGUUAGUGCUGGCCUAGGACUGGAGGGACCCAGGUUCAAAUCUCCACACAGUCAUGAAACUCACUGGCUGGUCUUGGGCCAGUCUCAGGAGGGCUGCCACGUUUGAGGGGGCUGUGGGCAAAAUGUCUUCUGGGCCUCCACCACCACAUGCACGCCAUGCUGCUUCAGCCUGAUGCCUCCUCCAUUGCUGUGCUCCACUUUGUUCCCUCAGCUUACCAGGUGACAUCAGGAAGAUGUCUUCCUCCAUCUAAAUAUUCACUGCAGAGAUUUAGUGCUCACAAGCUCUGCUGUAAAUGAUAAAAAUUGUGGCGGCAAAAAAGGGCAUUGCUGUGAUGGAUGUGUGUCCUCGUAUGCUCCUUCUGAGUGCCUGACACCAGGCCUGCUUACUGCUGGGCCCCAGUUAUGUUCCCCAGUCCCGUCUUAAUGGUGCUGAUGAUCACUGUUUCUCUCAGUCUAACCUGCCGCACAGGGUUGUUGUAAGUAUGAAUGGGGGAGAAUCAUGGAGGCUGCAUGGAGCGCCUCAGGGGGAAGGCAGAAUUAUCAAAUACUAGAAUAAAUAAAAAUAUUGAAAUCCACCUUUGUUUUCCAGUCUGCUAGCCUUCACUGACAAAGUCUCACUCGAGGGGGAUCCCAUAGCCCCAGUGCUCUCCCUGUGUUUACCUCGUGGUCCUGAUUUCUGAUUCAGAAGCCUUCAGGAAUCCUGCCCUAAGUUCAUUAUUUUUCUCACUCUCUCCCUUUUGUUUUAAAUCUAGGGACACAGCCAAUGCGGUUAAGGAGAAAUUUGGCAAGAAGCUUUACGAAUCGCUGCUUGUGUAAGUGGGUCUCCUGUGAGAAGGCAAGAGGGAGGUGGGGAAGGGGCUCAACCCCCGAGAAUGGGCUGGGUUGCCAUGGCUGCAGAGGAUGAGGACUCGGGGUCUCCUCCCCACACUGUUCUUUGCCUUCUGCAUUUGAGAAACCUUGAUUCUGAUAUAGACAAAUAAUAUGGGGAGGUGAAGUUCCUCUCUUCUUUAUCCAUUCCCAUUAAGGUCUUCCUUACCUGUUCUUCUGCCUCAGGGGGAAUCUUCCUGACAUGAACAAAAUGCUGGACAAAGAAGAUUUCACUAUGAUGAAGAGAGCCAUCUUUGCUACCCAGGUAAUAGGGAAUUUUCAGAAAAGAAUAAGAAAUAAGGCCAUCAUGUGCGGAGGGGAGAGGAGAAGGAGCCAGAGGAGUUAGAGCAGAGGAUUCUAGGAAACCUGGCUCUUUAGUUAUUUGAGUUAAAAUGUUAGCUGAGCAGGAUGGUGGUGAUUGGAUCAGCAUUCCUGAAUUCACUGAGAGAAUUCAGCUGUAGCCCAAAACUUUAAGAGGACACCAGGCUGGAAAAGUCAUGAGGAAUAUCUUAGCCAAGCUAUAUCUUUUUUUGCUGUUGUUGUUAAGGUUUUUAUGGUUUUGAAUGACAUCUAUUAAUGCGUCUGGGCUUUUUCCCCCCGCUCCCCAACCAGCGCCAUUCUUUCCCCCCAGUCUGCACCCACAACAUGCUGGAUGAUUCCACCGACCCCAUCCUCAACACCAUCCGACGCAUUGGCCUCUUCAACAGCAGCGCUGACCGUGUCAAAGUAAGUGGCAGGAGGCUGGAUUACCUGCGAUAGUUUGCCAGGCUUGGGCCUUAAGGAGUUGCCAAGAGUUGAGGCGCUUGGCUGCCUUACAGGAAGGAAUAAACCUGGUUUCACCACAGUGAGGGUUAUCAGAAGCUUCAGUCUAUAAAGUCUGUGAAGUUGGGAAGAUGAAGAAAAUUCUUCCGCCACCUGCCAAGUGUCAGAUUUUCCCAAAUCAAACACGAAUACUUUUUUGUGUUGAUGGUGGGGAUUAUUUUAUUCUGCUGUGGCUUUCCUCUGAGCCUGACUGCUUAAUGGUGGUCCCUGAGGAGCUGACCUCACAUCCCUGUAAGGGCCCGGCCUUGUUUGUGAGUUAAUAAUAAUAAUAAUAAUAAUAAUUUUUUAUUUAUACCCCGCCCUCCCCAACCAAGGCUGGGCUCAGAGCGGCUUACAAGCAAUAAUAAAAACAAGUUGAAUGAUUACAACUUAAAAACAAAAUUAAAAUACAACAUUAAAAUAUUACAACAUUAAAAUAAAAUGUAGCCUCAACGCAGGAGGAGAAGGAAAGAAAAAAAGAAAGAGAGGGAGGGAAUCAAAUUGGCUCCAAGCCAAAGGCCAGGCGGAACAACUCUGUCUUACAGGCCCUGCGGAAAGAAAUCAGAUCCUGCAGGGCCCUGGUCUCAUGAGGCAGAGCGUUCCACCAGGCCGGAGCCAGAGUUGAAAAGGCCCUGGCUCUGGUUGAAGCCAAUCUAACUUCCUUAGGGCCCGGGACCACUAGGGUGUUGCUAUUUAUGGACCUUGAGGCUCUCCGUGGGGCAUACCGGGAGAAGCGGUCUCGUAGGUACGAGGGUCCUAGGCCAUGAAGGGCUUUAAAGGUCAAAAGCAGCACCUUAAAUCUGACCCUGUACUCUACCGGGAGCCAGUGCAGUUUGAAAAGCACUGGGUGAACAUGCUCCCAUGGCAGAGACCCCGUGAGGAGCCUCGCUGCUGCAUUCUGCACCCGCUGGAGUUUCUGGGACAGCUUCAAGGGCAGUCCCGCGUAGAGCGAAUUACAGUAGUCAAGCCUGGAGAUGACCAUCGCAUGGAUCACUGUGGCCAGGUCGGGAAUAGUUAGAAUUAAUUAGAAUUCCAUCCCUGGAAUAUAUAUGAACAGUUUUGUCUGCAGGGACAGGAUGUUGCGCAACUGAACUGCCAGCCACUGUGUCUUAUCUCUUCCUAGGUCAUCUUCCAUCCCGAAUUCCUGUCUUCCACUAGUCCUCUCCUUCCUGUCGAUUAUGAGGAGUUUGUUAGAGGCUGCCAUUUGGGGGUCUUCCCUUCGUACUAUGAGCCGUGGGGCUACACGCCAGGUAGGCUUCUUUGGGAGGGGGGCAAUCGGGAGAGUGAAGAAACCCUAAUGGUGCAAGGAUGGAACUCAAGUUCUGUGGUCAAAACCUGAUACUGCAAAUAUGGAUUACCUUUGAGGGGGGGGCUCUGCACGGUUACAAACAGCUUGUCCUCAUUGCUCUGAAGUGCUUAAUCUUGGCACUUAUCUUUUUUUAUUGCAACGAACAGUUUCACAACCAGGAAGAUAGAUAAUCAAAGGGCAGGGGGAGCAGCAAGCAUGCCAAGGAACAGGUUUGUGUAUAACUUGCCGUUCUUCCAUGGUGAAACUCAAGGCCACGUCUAUGAGGUUACCAGGCAGCCUCCUGUCCACGUGUUGACUGCAGCCAGACCUCCAUGGAGUUAAACAAAUGUGUUUGUUUUGCUGAACUUAUUCUGCUUCUGCUUGUCCUGAAGAGACGCAGAGCACCAUGCCGGGCAGUGAAACCUCAGUCCUUCUGAAAUAAUGCCAGUCAUUUCCUUAAAAAAACAGGAAAAAGCAAAGCGGAGGUUCUCUUUAUUCUGAAUUCUGCACCUUAAGACCCAUUUCUGCAUGUGUUCCCUUUGCCGUUCCUGGCUAUUGUAGGUUACAGUCUCCACCCAACAAACCACAGAGCCUUUCUCAAUCUUUUGUUUUUUUUCUUUCCACCCCCCCCCCAAAAAAACCCCCUCAAUUUUCUUUUUUUACUUCUGCAAAACUUGGGAUUCCCCAAGCAUGUUAAUAUCUCUCUCUUAUGUGUGGGUGGUGCUGUUUGGGCUACAUAAGGAUCAGCACUUCUUCCUCCCCACCAAAAAAACCCAGCAGUAGAUGGAUGUGGCAAACCAGAAAUUUUGUUUCUAUCAUGUCCUGAGCCUAAAAGGUAGAACCAUUAGAAGAUGCAUUACAAUGAAUUAGACUAGUGGCCCAUCUGACCCAGUUUACCCAACACUGACUGACAGCAGCUUUCCAUUGUGGCCCUUUGUGGAGAUCCCGGAGUCUGAAGCUUGGGCCUUUUUUGCAUUCAUAGUAGAUGCACUACCACUGAGCUACGACCUUUCCCCCAACAUGAAAAUUUACGAAGACUAUAACUGUUUUAAGUGUUUGGUUUAUUGUAUUUGCAGUGCCUGAUGUUUUUAUUGCUUUUCUUUUUGUUCCCUUUGUGAAUGAUGCCAUGGCCUUUGGCUAGUGCAAUAAAGUUUAUGAUGAUGAUGAUGUUUUAAGUGAGAGACGUGCAGCUUUUUCUGCAAGUCUGAAACCAGAUCUUGUGGACAAUUCUGAAGAGAAACCCCUUCAGGCUCGCUGCUACCAUCUCCAGCUUGUUAAUGUUACCAUAGGAAAAAGCGCAUUGGAGUUUUGCUGGUUCGGUUGGCUGACCACUUUCUGGAGCAGGUCCCAAAGACUUUUAAACUCCGAAAUCUUCUCUCUCUCUCUCUCUCUCUCUCUCUCUCUUCCCAGCUGAAUGCACUGUCAUGGGCAUCCCCAGCAUCUCCACCAACCUCUCUGGCUUUGGCUGCUUCAUGGAGGAACAUAUAGCGGAUCCAUCUGCCUACGGUUGGUGUUAUGAGCUGUGAACCAGCACAUUUGGGUGUGCUUAAACAGACAGGGUAGUACGGUAGCCCUAUGGGCCAAACCUCACCUAGAUACAAACACCAGAAAGCCUCACUGACUUAUCUGGGAAUGUGAUUUUAAUGUUUCAUAGAUAGAUAGAUAGAUAGAUAGAUAGAUAGAUAGAUAGAUUUUGUGUGUGUAUUACAAGGAGGUCAGGGCAGCAUGCAAGGUUCCCCAUGCACAAACUUAGACCUUAUCAUUGCAACAACCCUGUGAGGCAGGCUAAGCUGAGAAAGAACAAAUAGCCCACUUCACAGCUAAUUGUGGAUUUGAACGUGGGUCUCCCAGUCCCAACCACUAGCUCUACCCAAUACUACACCGAACUGGUUGUCCCUGUCUGACACUCAGAUUUUACCUGAAAUGGUAUUCAGGCAUUUCCUGAAAAGGAAGGAAAAAGUAACUACUGAGUUGUGGCGAAAGACUUUUGACUCAGGAUUCUGAAAACAUCUUUUAAGAAAAAAAGAGGAUUCAGCCAGACUGAGCGAAGGGUUGAGGGAACUGAGAGUUCUUUGGCCUUGAGAAAGGAAAUUCAUUGGGACCAGACGCAUUAGAGCAAAGGAUGCUGGGAGCCCAUGACCCGUGGCGUCUCAGGCUGAGGGACAGUAGGCCGAGGCUUCACACAUCAGUUGAGCUCCAGCAAUAUAGACUGAUCACAAAUUGCCAGUUCCGGGCAAAUAGGGCAGAGUACCACAGAGACGGCCGUGGGGUGGGAACGAGCAGAUUUGUAUUGUGUUUGUGUGCUUCAAAUGAUGACCAUUCAUUUGGGAACAGGAAGUUCAGGCCUGUGCUUCAGUUUGAUCCAUUCUUAGCUCUUCAUAUUGGAUUAGAGUGACGUGUGUCCUUUAACACUUUCUGAAUCUACCAGGGAUCUACAUCCUGGACCGACGUUUCCGGGCCUUGGACGAGUCGUGCACGCAGUUGACCUCUUUCCUCUACAGCUUCUGUCAGCAGACGCGGCGGCAACGCAUCAUCCAGCGAAACCGCACAGAGCGGCUCUCUGACCUCUUAGACUGGAAAUACCUGGGCAGGGUGAGCUUCCCCUGCAGCAGCGGGAGGGUGGACAUAUCGGGAAUGUUGGGAGAGCCAGGGCAGAUAAAGGAAAAAGCACUUCUUCGUGCAGCAUAUUGUUAAACUUUGGAACUCCCUCCUACAGGAGGCAGUGAUGGCUUUGAAAGAGGAUUGGACAGAUUCAGGAAGGACAAGCCUACUAACCACAAUGGCUUUGUUCUGCCUCAAUGGUCAGAGACAUUAUACCUCUGAAUACUGGGAAUCGCAGGUGGGCAGAGGGCUGCUGUGCCCAAGCCUCACCUUGCAGGCUUUCCACAGGCAUCUGGUUGGCCACAGUGAGAACAGGAUGCUGGACAAGAUGGCCAUUGGCCCAAUUUUGCAGACUCUUCUUCAUGUGUUGUUGUAUCUUACCCCACUGUGGCGAUCUCUCUUUCCUGCUCUUCCCUGGCAUUUCAGCAGCCUCCUUCGGUUCUCCACAUGCUGCAGCUCACCUCUUUGCCACCAGAGGGUGCUCAUUCCAAAGGUCAACUCUGGCCAUGUUUCCCAAAUGCCUCUCUUGAAACUUAACCCAGCCAUCAUUAUCGUGUUUUUUAACUUGCCUUCUGUGGCGCUUGCUGGAAGGGGAGACAAAAGCGAGGAAGGGUCAGGAGUAUUAACUUCUGCUGAGAACCAGACGUGGAACAGCCAAGGGCUGUGUGGCACAAGGGCCUUAGACUGCCUCUGUGAAUCUGCAGAGUGUCUUUCUCUUGCCACUGAGUCCCAACAACUGUGUCCUGGACAUCUGGAGAUAGGAUGAAGAAUGCCUGAGCCUCCAAACCUGUUACUUUAUAAAUGGCUUCCAGAUGAGUGUUUCUGAGGCCUAGUUCUCAUAGAGGUGGUUAAGCCCUGUGCCUGGUAUUUUGAUCUGGCGGUGGGGGGCUCUUGCACUCCUCCUUACAAAAACAUCUCCGCAUACAGAAAAUGAGUACAGGCGACUCUCAACUUAACGCAAGGGUUACCUUCCAGGAAUCACGUGUAAUGCCAAAGCGGCGCAUAUUAUGUGUGCAGUGGCAGGUGGGAUUGCCAAAAUCGUUUUCCCUGGAACCCCUCUUCCUUUCCCCUUUUUAAAAAAAAUUGUUUGCCACGUGCGUAGAGCUGAACACAUACACAUUAAAUGUUUGUACGUUUCAAGUUUCCUACAUAUGAUUUCAGCUUGGGUGUCAGUGGAAGAAAGUAAGUUGCAAGGGAGUAUAAUAAGGGAGCCUCUCUAAUGUCCCUUUUCCCCCUGUCUCCUUCCUCCCUUUGCAGUACUACAUGUAUGCCCGCCACAUGGCACUAGCAAAGGCAUUCCCUGACAACUUCACCUACGAGCCGCAUGAACCAACAGCGGUAAGGCACCACGUGGCCAAGGAGAGGGGUGGGGGAACAUAAGUCUGAUUUAUUUGGGGCUCUUUACCCCAGGAGGGGCAGGUACCACUUCCCUAGUGCACAAGGCCAUACUUCAGCGGUAGGCUUGGAUGCAGGGCUUUUCCCCCAGCCAGAAUUAAGUUCUAGCACCUCUCAGGUGAGCACCAUUGCCAUUAUAAGAGAACAAGGGAGGCGUUCAAGGCGAGUUCUGGCACUUCUUUUUCUGGAAAAAUAGCCCUGCUUUGUAUGUUUGUACAAGGUCUGGAAACCACAGGAGGGGAGUGCAUGUUUCCGACCACAAUUCAAAGUGUUGGUGCUGACCUUUAAAGCCCUAAAUGGCCUCAGUCCAGUAUACCUGAAGGAGCAUCUCCACCCACAUCUUUCAGCCCGGACACUGAGAUCCAGUGCCAAGGGCCUUCUGGUGGUUCCCUCGCUGUGAGAAGCCAAGUUACAGGGAACCAGACAGAGGGCCUUCUCAGUGGUGGCGCCCACCCUGUGGAACGCCCUCCCUUCAGAUGAGAAGGAAAUAAGCAGCUAUCUUAUCUUUAAAAGACAUCUGAAGGCAGCCCUGUUUAGGGAAGUUUUUAAUAUUUAAUGCUGUAUUGUUUUAACACUCGACUGGGAGCUGCCCAGAGUGGCUGCGGAAACUCAGCCAGAUGGGCAGGGUAUAAAUAAUAACUUAUUAUUGUAUAAGCUUGAAUCCUGUUUGCGGGUUUCCUCACAAGCAUUUGGUUGGCCCCUCUGAGAACAGGAUGCUGGCUUAUUUUAAUAAUGAUAAUAUGGAUGUCAUCUGUGUGCACAGCACUUGAGGGCAGGCUCCUGCAAAGAGCAGGCCGCCUAAUAUUUCUCAGGGGGAAGAAAUAUUCAUUCAGGUUACUUAGGCAGACCUGUGACAGGGCAGACUUCCCCACACUGGUCCCCUCCUGGUGGUUUGGACAAGACGCCCCAGGCAGUGGAGCCAAUGGUGAGGGGAGUUGUGGCCCAGCGACCCCAGAAGGCACCAGGCUGAGGAAGUCUGAGGCAGGGCAAAUUAACUAGAAAAUUGUGCGAAAAGCUUCAUGGAAAACGUGGGUAUUGAGGCAGGGUUCAAGGGAUUGCAGUCUGUGAGGGAGCUGGGGUGGAGUCACGUGAUUCCUUCUCUCUUGUGCCCUUUCUCAUGCCUCGUUUCUGUUUUGUUUCCCCGCCCCCCGCAGGCUGAGGGCUUCCGCUACCCCCGCCCGGCCUCGGUGCCGCCAUCCCCCUCCGUCUCCCGCCACUCCAGCCCCCACCACAGCGAGACAGAAGAGGACGACGAGCGCUACGACGAGGACGAAGAGGCGGAGAAGGACCGGCAGAACAUCAAGUCCCAGGCGCUGAUGGGCACCGUCCCCGAGUGGCGCAAGCGCUCCAAGAAGGGCUCCAGCGAAGCGAGCGUCUCCUCCACCGCCAGCACCCCAACCCCCAGCAGCCCCAGCGACCUCAGCAGCCCCACCAACUCCCUGAGCGAGGAGAGGAAUUAGCCGUGGGGGGGAGAGAGAGGGCCGGUUGCGCCCCGGCUCGCCCUCCCGCUCCUUUCCACACCUUGCCCCCCACCCCCAUAGGUCAGCUGUUCUCUGGUGCUGGAUUCUGAAACCGUCCUGGAGUGCAGUAGGGUUCUAGCAUGUUCCGGAACUGAGGAGGGUCUCGGGGCUGGCGCGUUUCUAACGCCAAUCUGUGUAAGGCUGUCUGCUCUGGAUUGGGUCGUUGUGGAAGUUGCCGGGAGGCGGUGGCGCCCGUGCUGUGGAACGGGCAAGGAAAUGGCUGCUCUAGACCACCAGGUGCAUCGUUCCUGUGUUCAGCUUGACCUAGAAUGUGAGGCGGCAUGUUCCCCCACCCCACAAGCGUGCCGCCAACUUUUUGGAAGGAGCUGUCAUGUUCGUGAGGGUCCUUCUCUGCUCAGGGGAGAGCUGCCCCUGGGACACAGGAGGGGUCGUCGUGGUUUUUGGUGCCCAUGGCUAAACCGGUGACUAGAUAGGUGCGGGGUCUAGAGAUGUAGCAACGUUGCCCCCAGAUGUGCCACUGACUCGGAAGAACUGCAGCCUUUUUUAAAAAAACGAAUGUUCGAGGACAUAGUCUUGUAAGUUCCUGAUCCUUUUUAUAAUAGUUGGUUGGGUGCGGUGUGUGUGUGUGACUUAGCAAAGUUCUGGAACUUUAACUUGAGGAGGCCAGAAGUAUUUUUAAAAGCCAUUGGCCCUCUCUGCUCAAGAGUGCUGUUUAUCAGGAGAGAGGCGGGCUUUCCCACUACAAUGCAUUUUGAAUAAAUUGGGUGUGUAUCUUAUCUGCUUUCUGGUUUUGUUUUUCCCAAGGAAUUUGUGAAGCCCUUCAAAAGGAAGGCCCUAGUAUAUGAGAGGCAGGAAUUCUGGACCUUUUGGGAAACGAAGCUGUCGGGAGAGAUCCUAAAGGGUGGUGUAGUCCACAUGUUGCAGGAUGUGUCUGGCUCCGGGGGUAUUAUUGCCUUCGUUUCUAAAGCGAUCAAGGGAGAGGAGUAGGUGCGCAGCAUUCUAGGGUGGAAGAAAUCUAGAACUCAUUUUGUGGUAUAAAACACUCUUAAGUGGCUGUGCUCUGGAGUGGAAUAGGAGAACUGACCAGAGGUUUCUUCCUAGGGUGGCUGAAAGGGAUGUUUUCUUUCUGAAGCCAUAUUCAUAGCCCAGGAACUGUUUCUCCUAGUGGACACUCAACAUUCUGGGACAAUUAUAAGUGCAAUAUUAUUCAUUCUGUGUGAUUUUUUUUAAAAGUACCAUGUUGACCUUAGUGAGGGGGAAGGGCACAGCGGGUGAGCCAACUGCCUGCUUACAAAGGACGGUGGAAUGAGAGUAGUCUUACAUUUCUCUUGCUUCAGGAAUGCAGUCUUAAAGCCAUCGCCCCUUCUGUAGAGGAUGCCUGGCAUACACCCUUGUAGAAGGGCAAGCAGUUCUGAGUGGCGAUUGUUUCUAGGGGAAGGUUUAGAAGGUUGCGCACUUUGAAACACGCAUGUUCUUUAAUGGCCCUAAGAGCCCCAGCGUGAGAGGCUCUGAGAAGAUAGGCAAGCUGCUGGCAUUGUAGGGUGCGCUUUGGUUGUAGCCCCCAGCUGCUCUUCAUAGGGUGACCCUGCUGUCUAUAAUAUGUGGAGAGAAGUCCUGCCCCCCCCAUGGCUGUCAUAUUGGGGGUCUUGAAGACAGGACGUAGCCGUUGAGAUCAGAGCAUGCUAUGACAUUCUGGGCCGCUGUGUUGCAAACUCUGAGCCUGGGGUGGCAGUGAUGAUGCAGGAGGGCUGCAUGUCCAAAGCAGGUUCCCGAUUUGUUCAGAGCAGCAGAGGGAAUGCUUCUGAAAGGCUGUAAGACAUUUAACUGUAGUUGGCACGGGGAUAUUCUGUCCAGCACAAGAGAGACUACCUCGUGGGUACAGCAAAAUGCCAACACACACAAGAGUCACUUCAGUUCUGCAUCUGCUGCCAACUUUGGCAACAAGGAAGGAAAAUCACUUUUUACAAAACCUCUUUCCCUGUGGCCUAGGUAAUUUAUACCCCCCCCCGAUUGUGCCCCCUGUUCCUAUGGACUGCCUGACCUCCUAUGCUUGGAUCAUGAGCCAGUUCUCCCCUUCUCACCAACUCUACUUACUGAGAAGGGACUCCCUUUGGUUGAAGGUCCCUCAUGAGCCAACACCCUUUUAUCCAGUCUCUUCCACCCCCCGAAGAAAACCCUAGAGAUUUUAUUUAUGGUUGUUGAAAUAUGCUUGAGGUUUUUGUUUUUGGUCUCUUGUCUCUCCCCCUCCCACUCCCCCUGGUGUGGAGAAUCAAUUCUAAAGAACAAAAGCUGCUUGCGAGACACAACUCAAAUAUUUAAAGAAUAAAUUUUGCUUUGAAAAAG
Molecule: messenger RNA, 28061 nt
Organism: Podarcis lilfordi (Lilford's wall lizard)
Lineage: Eukaryota; Metazoa; Chordata; Lepidosauria; Squamata; Lacertidae
Source: the annotation of a GenBank genome assembly